Molecule: messenger RNA, 609 nt
Organism: Brienomyrus brachyistius
Lineage: Eukaryota; Metazoa; Chordata; Actinopteri; Osteoglossiformes; Mormyridae
Exons: 1
Coding region: 1-609 (202 amino acids)
Source: RefSeq, a predicted model, not a curated record
AUGAAGCCUGGCCAACCGGCCUCUUGCCUGUCUGGCUUCCUGCCCACUUGGCCGCAUGUCCCCGCGGCCUCCGGCCCACCUGGCUUCCUGCCCGCCCAGACCCCUGCCCACCCGUCCCCAUGCCCUUCUGUCCCCAUGCCCACCUGUCCUCCUGCCCGCCUAUCCCCCUGCCCACCAGAACUUCACCCCACCCGUCCCCCUGCUCACAUGGACCCCUGUCUGUCUGUCCCCAUGUCCGCCUGGACCCCUGCCCGUCCAUCCCCAUGCCCAUCUGGCCUCCUGCCCACCCGUCCCCAUGCCCACCUGGACCCCUGCCUGUCCAACCCCAUGCCCGCCUGGACCCCUGCCAGUCUGUCCCCAUGCCCGUCUGGUGUCCUGCCCACCCGUCUCCAUGCCUCCCCUGGCCUUCUGCCCACCCGUCCCCAUGCCCACCUGGACCCCUGCCCGUCCGUCCCCAUGCCCGUCUGGUGUCCUGCCCACCCGUGUCCAUGCCCCCAUGGCUUCCUGCCCGCCCACACCCUACAUCCUCCUGGAUCCCUGGCUGCCCAUCCCCAUGCCCGCCCGUCCCCAUGCCCUCCUGUCCCCAUGCCCUCCCGGCCACCCGCCUGA